UGACAAGCGUAGAAAAAGUUUUCAUCAACAGCCGCCAUUUUGCGCUGGAUAGACUGAGAAGAAUUUCGGAAUUUGUCGUGUAAAUUUUCUGUUUUUUCUUACAUCAUUUUAUCAUAAACUGUACCAUUCCGUGUAUUUAAAAGUGUUAAGUGAAAUCGUGUAGUUCGAUCGGUUAAAUAAAUCCUGUAAAGUAGCUAAAAUCUGGUGAUAUUGUUUUCAUUUAUUGUGCUAGUUCGACGGAAGAUGGUGAGAGGGUCUGUGUAGCUCUUCGAUUCGGAGCUUUGUAAUGGCGAAUACUUGAGUGAGAAAUUUUAAUAUGUGCCUUCAAUGGUGCGAAGGACAUCGGACGAUCGUGAUGUGGGUGAAUUAUGUUAUAAUGGAUGACAAAUCGAUCUAAAAUGUUAUUUCUUGAAGAUAUAAGACAUAUAAGUGUUAUUUGAAUCGGCGGGCCGUAAUAUUCACGACGGCUUACGUUUAGUAAACACAGCCAUGGCCGAUCAUCAUGUGGAUGAACCGCCUAACAAGCGGCCAAAGAUGAUCCGGGACCCAUACCAGGGUCCCUCGGACUCCGCGGUAGAUGCCUUCUCCAAUUUGGAUAUGUUCGACUUGGAGAACCGCCUUCCCGAUGAACUCAUGGGUUCUUGGGUCGAGCAACCCGGAGUCACGGGCCCCAAGCCUCCAGCGCAGGGGCCGGGUCCCGGGGGGCAACUCCCCCCACAGCAGCAGCUCAAUGGGGAUGACCCAAAUGCUGCUAUGCAAAGACAACUUAACAAUCACCUUAUACAACAAGUCUUUUCACAGGGCAACAAAGGUGGCUUAGUAGGCCACAAUAAUUCUUUAGGAUUGGGUAGUUUAGGAAGUAAGAGUCCAAAUCUACAGUCACCUCCAAACGUGUCUGUAUCAAAAGACCUGAUGAGCGGUAUGCACCCUCAACUAAUGCCAAAUACAAGUCAUCCAAAUCAGCUACACUCAACAAUGCCAAUGAGUUCCAUUCAAGGUGGAAUGAACGUGGCGAACGUAGGCGGCAAUAUGAUAGUGACGAACAGCAACAUGACAAACGCCGGAAUGUUAGGUAGCGGGAUCAUCAACAACGUAAACAAGCAGCUGCCGACGUUGAUGGGCGGGAAUCACCACGGGGCGGCGCACCACCACGCGAACGGGCCUCUCGGCGGCCGCGUCGGCAUGCAGGCGCCGAACAUGCGCACCGGCAUCCAUCAUCCGCGCAUGCAAGCGCCCGGCGGGGGCGCGCUGCUCACACCUUACCACCCCGCGUACGGGCAGUCCGCUAGCGGCGGCGGCGCGGCGGGCCCGGGCGCGCCGGUGCCGCGGCCGGCGGGCGUGCGCUUCGGCCCGCCGGGCGGCGAGGCGGGCGGCAACGCGGCGCAGGCGGUGCCGCCCGCGCCGUCCCCGCAGACGCCCGGCGCGCCGGCGGGCGGCCAGUCGCAGCCGCAGGCCGCCACGCAAGCAGCGGCCCCGCCCGCCGCGCAGCCCGCGCCCUCUGGCUCCAUCGCGGACCCGGAGAAGCGCAAGCUGAUUCAGCAGCAACUCGUCCUGCUCCUCCACGCCCACAAGUGUCAGCGCCGCGAGUCACAAUCCAACGGCGAGACGUGGCAGUGCUCUUUGCCGCACUGCAAGACUAUGAAAGGCGUGCUCACACAUAUGAUGUCGUGUCAGGCCGGUAAAAAUUGUGCAGUUCCACAUUGUUCUUCAUCAAGACAAAUCAUAAAUCAUUGGAAACACUGUAGUAAAAAUGACUGUCCUGUUUGUUUACCACUCAAACAGGCUGAUAGAACUAGAACAAACAAUAUGAAUGCAGCCCCAGUAAGCCACUCUGCGACGGGUGUGGGUGGCGGCGGAGUGGGCGGCGUGGGUGUGAACCCGCCCGUGGGGCAAGUGGGCGGCGUGGGGCAGGUGGGGGGCGUCAACACGGGGUCCAUGGCGGUCAACUCCAUGCCGGGGGUCGCGCCCGUGGCCUCGGCUCCGGCGCCCGUCGCGAGCACGCAGGGAGCCGAUAUGAAGAGGGCCUAUGAAGCUCUCGGCAUAGCGUGUCCAACAUCGGUAUCCAACAUGGUGGGCGGCAGUUUCCCACGAGCGCCCCUCACGAGGAUGGCAGUGCCCCGGCCGCCAACCCUGACCGACGUUGUCCCACAGCAGUCAAUGCAGCAGCUAUUCCAUCAGAACCAAGAUCUCCAGCAACAACAACAACAGCAAUUGAUGGGAGGCAGCACUCUUCAACUUCCUGGGGGACCCGUCACAGCUAACCCCGUGUCGGGCACAAAAGAAUGGCACCAGUCUAUAACAACCGAUCUCAGAAACCACCUUGUUCAUAAACUGGUGCAAGCUAUAUUCCCAACUCCCGACCCGCACGCGAUGUUAGACAAGAGAAUGCACAACCUAGUAGCCUACGCGCGGAAAGUCGAAGGCGACAUGUACGAGAUGGCGAGCACGCGGUCCGAAUACUACCAUUUAUUGGCCGAGAAGAUAUACAAGAUUCAGAAGGAGUUGGAGGAAAAGCGGCAGAAGAGGAAGGAGCAGCAAUUGCAAGCUCAGCAGGCGCAGCAGAAUCAAUUGCAGCAGAAUCAGUUGCAGCAGCCUGGGGGAGUGAUGUCUGGUGGUGGGGUUAUGGCGACCAGGGCCCCAUCAGCGGCGUUGCAGCGGCCAUCGAUGCCCAGUCAGCCUCUGGCGGGUAUGAGGAUACCGUCUCCCGGGAUGACGUUGGGAGGCAUGCCUGGGAACAGGAUGGCUUUCCAGACCAACCUUGUGGGACCGCCCGGACCCAGUCCUAAUCAAAUGCCGCAAACGCCCAACGGUGGGUCAGUGGGCGUGGGCAGCGUGGGCCCCGGCAUGUCGCCGUUCCCGCAGCCCAUGACGUCGCCCGCGCCCCAGUACCCCUCCAUCUCCAGCAAUGGACCAGCUCCGAUUACUGACAAUUCACAUCAAGUGGAAGCGAAAUCGCGCAUGGCGGCGAGUCCGUUCGUGAACCACGGGUUCCCGUCCGCGGCGCCGACCCCGUCCCCCGCGCCGGCCACCCCCGCCACGCCGCUAGCGCUGCCCUCCCCCGCGCCCGCGCCGCCGCCCGCGCCCGCCCCCGCGCCCGCGCCGGCCGCGCCGCCCGCGCCCGCGCCCCUGUCCAGGGUGCCGCUACACCGCCCGGACGAUACGGACCACCACGUAAGAGUAAAACAAGAACCCGAAGAAGUCCGAAUAAAGGAAGAGCCCGAAGAAGACUGUGGCGGCAAGGGCAUGCGCGACGAGACGCCGAGCGAGCGCGAGCCGUCGGAACGCAACGACUUCGUCGUCAAACAAGAGAUCAAGAACGAGGUCAAACAGGAGGUCAAAGAGGAAACGGGCGAGACGACCGGGGAAGCCACCGGCGACAGAAGUUCCCGGAGAGUGUGCGUUUACAAACCGGAAGAUUUGAGAGUAGCGCUGAUGCCGACGUUAGAAGAAUUGUUUAGACAAGAACCGGAAUCGUUACCGUUCCGGCAACCGGUCGACGCGCAAGCUCUAGGGAUACCGGACUAUUUUGACAUUGUGACGAAUCCCAUAGACCUGUCGACGAUCAGGCGGAAAUUGGAUAUGGGCGAAUAUCAAGAGUCUUGGGAGUAUGUUGACGAUGUCUGGCUAAUGUUCGGCAACGCUUGGCUCUAUAAUCGCAAAAAUUCAAGGGUCUACAGAUAUUGUACCAAGCUAUCAGAGGUGUUCGAGUCGUGCAUAGACCCGGUGAUGCAAAGCCUGGGCUACUGCUGCGGCCGGAAGUACACGUUCAACCCGCAAGUGCUGUGCUGCUAUGGUAAACAGCUCUGCACUAUCCCGCGGGACGCCAAAUACUUCAGUUACCAGAACAGUCUAAAAGCGUAUGGGGUUGUCUCCGAUAGAUACACCUUCUGCCAGAAAUGCUUCAACGACAUCCAGGGCGAUACCGUCACGCUGGGAGAUGAUCCGCUGCAGCCGCAGACUGCAAUAAAAAAGGAUCAAUUCAAAGAGAUGAAGAAUGACCACUUAGAGUUGGAACCUUUCGUGGUGUGUAGUGAUUGUGGGCGGAAACAGCACCAAAUCUGCGUGCUACACCACGACCAAAUAUGGCCCCAGGGCUUUUGCUGUGAUAAUUGUUUGAAGAAGAAAGGAGCAAAGCGAAAAGAGAACAAGUUUAGCGCUAAGAAGCUGCCUACCUCUAAACUUGGCAUUUAUAUUGAGACGAGAGUCAAUAAUUUUCUUAAGAAAAAAGAGGCUGGCGCUGGUGAGGUGCACGUUAGGGUAGUGGCGUCGUCGGAAAAGAUUGUUGAAGUAAAACCUGGCAUGCGAUCAAGAUUUGUAGAUUCCGGAGAGUUGCACGCCGAAUUCCCGUAUCGGGCUAAAGCGUUGUUUGCAUUUCAAGAGAUUGAUGGAAUUGAUAUUUGUUUCUUUGGCAUGCAUGUUCAGGAAUAUGGUAGUGAAGCACCAGGGCCCAACACGAGGCGAGUGUACAUAGCAUAUCUAGAUUCUGUACAUUUCUUCCAACCGCGCCAGUACAGGACCGCGGUGUACCACGAGAUUUUAUUAGGAUAUUUGGACUACGCCAAACAGUUGGGCUACACGAUGGCUCACAUAUGGGCGUGCCCCCCCUCAGAGGGCGACGACUACAUUUUCCACUGCCAUCCGCCCGAACAAAAAAUACCUAAGCCGAAAAGGUUACAAGAGUGGUAUAAGAAAAUGUUAGACAAAGGUAUAAUAGAAAGGAUAAUUUUAGAUUACAAAGAUAUUCUUAAACAAGCUAUGGAGGACAAUAUUUCUUCUGCGGCGGAGCUACCGUACUUCGAGGGUGACUUCUGGCCCAAUGUUCUGGAGGAAUCCAUCAAGGAGUUGGACCAAGAGGAGGAGGAGAAGAGAAAGCAGGCCGAAGCCGCGGAAGCAGUGAUAUUCCAGUCGUCUGAGGAGAACGAGCAAGGUCCCGACGGCAAGAAAAAAGGCCAGAAGAAGGCUAAGAAGUCGAACAAAUCCAAGGCCGCCCAGAGGAAGAACAGUAAGAAGCAGAGCGACCAGCAACAGGGGAGCGAUCUCAGCGCGAAGAUAUUCGCGACUAUGGAGAAACAUAAGGAGGUGUUCUUUGUAAUAAGGCUACAUUCCGCGCAGUCUGCCGCCAGCUUAGCGCCAAUCCAAGACCCCGAUCCACUAGUGAAUUGCGACCUAAUGGACGGCCGCGAUGCGUUCCUCACGAUGGCGCGCGACCGCCAUUACGAGUUUUCAUCAACGAGACGCGCAAGAUUUUCCACGUUAUGUAUGUUAUACGAACUGCACAACCAAGGCACCGACAAAUUUGUUUACACGUGCAACAGCUGCAAGUCACACGUGGAGACGAGGUACCAUUGCACCGUGUGCGACGACUUUGAUCUCUGCGUGCCGUGUCACGAGAAAGAGGGCCAUCCCCACAAAAUGGAGAAACUCGGCUUGGAUAUAGACGUGGGAUCGUCUCCUGGCGACAUGAAGCAAGCGAACCCCCAGGAAGCGAGGAAGUUGUCCAUACAGAGGUGUAUACAGUCGCUGGUUCACGCUUGUCAAUGCCGAGACGCGAACUGCCGGCUGCCGUCGUGCUUGAAGAUGAAGCGUGUUGUACAACACACGAAGAUUUGCAAACGGAAGACAAAAGGGGACUGUCCUAUCUGCAAACAACUCAUCGCAUUGUGUUGCUAUCAUGCUAAGCAUUGUCAAGAGACGAAGUGUUCGGUGCCGUUCUGCAGCAGCAUAAAGCAGAAGCUGAAGCAGCAACAGGUGCAGCAGCGGGUGCAGCAAGCGAAGCUGCUGCGGCGGCGCAUGGCGGCCAUGAACACGCGCGCGUGCCCCGGCAGCAGCUCGCCGCCGCCCGCGCUGGCGUCCCCGCCGCCCUCCAAGCCGGGCGAGCACGCCCUGCCGCACAACGUGCAGGUGGCGCUGCAACAGGUGCAAGAGGAAGCCGCCCGUCAGCAAGCGCCAUCAUACGGCAAACAGGGCGGCAUGGGACCCCCGGGACUCGCUGCGCCUGCGCCGCGCGAGUGGCCCGCCCGCUACCGUGCGCCGCCGCCGCUCCACCACCCGCCGCGCCCGCCGCACCACCCGCUGCACGUCCCGCAACAACAACAACCCCGGCCCGGCCCCGGCCCCGGCGGCGCGGCCACGCAGCCAGCGAUGCAUCAGCAGGCGCUGCAGAAACUCAUGGCCACACUACGGUCGCCGACGAGCCACAACCAACAGCAAGAAAUACUACAGAUCCUCAAGUCAAAUCCCCCGUUAAUGGCCGCAUUUAUCAAACAGAGACAGCAAAACGCGCAAAACCAGCAAGCGGCGGCGGGCGGGCCGGGCGGGCCGGGGUCCGUGGGCGGGCCGGGGCCCGUGGGCGGCGUGGGGCUCGGCGCGCUCGCGCAGAACGUGGCGCAGCCCGCGCUGCACGGCAUGAUGCCGCAGCAGCGGCUGCAGCCGAUGCACCAGAUGCUGCCGCAGCAGUCACAGGUCGGCGGCAUCGGUGGCGUCGGCAACGUGAACGUUGGCAACGUAGGCGUCGGCAACGUGAACGUGGGCGGCGUGGGCUCGGUGGGCAUGGGCGGCGUGGGCGCGGUGGGCGCCGUGGGCAUGGGGCAGGCGGGCUGGUUCAGCAAGCAGGCGGGCGGCAUGCUGGGCAUGCGCGGCGCGUACGCGGGCGCGGGCGCGCGGCUGGCGGGCGCGCGCUACUUCCCGGGCGCGGCGCGCUCUCCCCCCGCCCCGCCGCCGCGCGCGCCCACGCCCGCCGAGCUGCUGCUGCUGCGCCAGUCGCCCGCGCCGCCCGCGCCGCUGCCCGACGACCAGCUGCCGCCGCUCACGCCGCAGGACCAGCUCACCAAGUUCGUGGAGCAGUUGUAGUGUAGAUAGCCGCCGCGCCCGCUGUAACAUAUAGCCGCGUAGCCCCGGGCGCGCCGCAUCCUAUUUAUUGUCCGCCGAGCCCGGAACUAAGUUAAGUAUUACGAAUCGAGCGCUCAAUGUACAAAAUGUAAAUACUAGUAUGAGAGGAGAACGUCCUGUCCGCUUCUGCGUAAUCUAAGUUGUUCGUAGUGUAGGUACAUUAUGAUACUUAUUCUGUUUAUUGUAAUUAAAUCAUUUUAUAAUAUAAUUAUGUGAUUAUAA
Amyelois transitella is the source of this 7110-nucleotide messenger RNA. RefSeq names its product CREB-binding protein (gene nej). The coding region runs from base 490 to 6849 and encodes 2119 amino acids. The record is from RefSeq and is a predicted model, not a curated record. Gene Ontology annotation, molecular function: histone acetyltransferase activity; transcription coactivator activity; chromatin DNA binding. Gene Ontology annotation, biological process: positive regulation of transcription by RNA polymerase II. The transcript is spliced from 24 exons. Gene Ontology annotation, cellular component: nucleus; transcription regulator complex; histone acetyltransferase complex. NCBI's taxonomy places the organism in Eukaryota, Metazoa, Arthropoda, Insecta, Lepidoptera, Pyralidae.